CUUAGUUUCAUGUAUAGGGAAGAUGUUUUCGGACCGGUCUGGGUUUACAAUGGCAGGCAUACAGUCUAGCGCGACCAGACUCGAGCCAGUGUUGGCCCGACCAGCGCCAAUGUCACUCGUAUGACUGAAACUGAAGUUCAAAGUGAAGUUAUAAAUGAAUAUUAUUACAUACAGUUGGGAAUAAAACAUGUUAAUAGCUGCUUUUUGACCGAGACAAAUAUUGAUCGUGAGUCAUGACGGAAGGAACUUACGACAGAAUGUCACCUUUUUUAAGACAGCUGCUGGCAGUGAGCGGCGUGGUGCUGUACAUGAUCGGCACGGGAGCCAACAUCGCCUUCCCCGGCGUGCUGCUGCAGCAGCUCCGGGCCCCGGACUCCGCGCUCAGGCUCACGCCGGACCACGAGUCCUGGAUAGCAUCAAUCCUGGGCCUAGCGUUGAUCUCGGGCAUCAUCGUGGCGCCCUUCAGCCUGCAGAAGCUGGGCCGUAAGCUGACCAAUCAGCUGAGCUCACUGCCCGCGCUGGGGGGCUGGGCGCUGCUCGUCACAGCCAAGGGACCCACCGCUCUACUAGUCAGCAGAUCUCUUCUGGGAUUCGGUAUGGGCAUCCAGGCCGCCGCCGCGCCAGUCUCCAUCGCCGAGUACUCGGCUCCCAAGCACCGCGGCGCCUUCCUGGCCACCAUCGCCUUCUCCUUCGCCACCGGGAUGCUGAUCGCGCACAUCUUCGGGACAGUCCUCUACUGGAGGUCAGCAGGACUGGCCUGCGGAAGUGUAUACGCCUUGUCUCUCAUAUUAGUGACACUAUCCCCAGAAACACCGCCAUAUCUUGCCUCAAGAGGACUUAACGAACAGUGUAGAAAAUCGUUCCACUGGUUCAGAGGCCACGAUACCAAUGCUGAAAAGGAACUAGAGAUUCUACUGAACAGUCAAAAGAAAGUAACGGGAACUAGAAGAGGGUCGAGAUGGCAGGAGUAUAGGAAGAUCGUGAGACUACCGGAGUUCUACAAGCCAACGAUCAUCAUGAUGUUCAUGUUCGUUCUGUUCCAAGUGUCCGGGAUGACGGUGGUGCCGUCCUACACGGUGCCGAUGAUGGAGGAGGUCAGCGCCGGAGCCAUCGAUGCCAACGUCAGCAUGCUGAUGGUUGACGUGGUGAGGUUCGUGACAGCUGUCCUCUCCUGCUUCGUCGUCAAUAAACUCAACAGACGAACCGUUCUUUUCAUCGGAAUCAUUGUCAGCGUCGUGUCUCUUGUCAUCACCUCCGCACUACUCUAUUUAAGAGAUUACAACUACAUACCAGAAGAAUUAAAAUGGAUACCUGUCAUUCCUACCCUUGUUUACAUUUUUGGGAAAACACUGGGCAUCUUACCUAUACCGUGGGCUAUAGCUGGGGAAAUCUUUCCCCUUGCUUUCCGUAGCUUGGGAAGUGGAAUUUCUGGGAUGUUCCUUUCCAUCAUGUUCUUCGUUGUUGUCAAGACUGCCCCAUUCUCCUUCGAUAAGAUAGGUGUUAGCGGCACCUUCCUCGUUUACGCAUUUUGUGUGACUGUGUGCGGCGUGUUCUUGUACUUCUUACUACCAGAAACUAAGGGGAAGACGUUAUAUGAAAUUGAGUGUCACUUUAAGGGGAUCAAGGACGACGCGGGACAGAUCGAGCUACGUGAGGGGGAGAAAAUGUUGGAGUUCGAGAAAGUGGAGUGUGGUUGAAGAAGGACGGGAGAUUACAGGAUGUGCUUUACUGCUAUGAUGCAGUUGAGGGGAGUAGCAUUUUUUAAUACAUUCAGUGCUCUAGCACUGAGUGCUGAAGUUAUAAUUUAUACCAAUUCGUUAAAAAAUGUUCUUUUUAGUAGGUCCGUACUGAAGGACACAUGAG
This is a messenger RNA of Trichoplusia ni (cabbage looper), 1863 nucleotides long. RefSeq names its product facilitated trehalose transporter Tret1-like. The record is from RefSeq and is a predicted model, not a curated record. The transcript is spliced from 5 exons. Gene Ontology annotation, biological process: transmembrane transport. Bases 234 to 1697 code for a protein of 487 amino acids. Gene Ontology annotation, molecular function: transmembrane transporter activity. Gene Ontology annotation, cellular component: membrane. NCBI's taxonomy places the organism in Eukaryota, Metazoa, Arthropoda, Insecta, Lepidoptera, Noctuidae.